AUGGAUCUAGGACUCCUGAGGCUAAUGGAUUUGUCUCAGGGUAAGAACAAGGCCCUUCGGGGAAAUCGAGGAAGCAGCUUCGCCCCAGUCACCCGUCGCCAGAGAGAGUUCAUGCCAGAAGAGAAGAAAGACACCACCUAUUGGGAGAAGAGGCGUAAAAACAACGAGGCAGCCAAGAGAUCUCGGGAGAAGAGGAGACUGAAUGAUGUGGCUGUGGAAGGACGGCUGGCCGCCCUCAAGGAGGAGAAUGCCCUGCUCCGGGCUGAGUUGAUGGCUCUCAAGCUUCACUUCGGCCUGCUGGGCCCUGGCACCCCCCAUGCCCUUCAAGCCUUGCUAUGGGGUUGCCCCUGGCCAGCUUCCUGGGCCCCAGAGGGGAGACUGGUCCACCCAGAGAGAGGCCCAUUCAGGCCUUGCAGCCCAGACCCCAAGGAGCUGGUCUGUAGGGAUCUCCACAGUUCCCACAAGAUGGUGGGUCUAGGUUCCCCAAGGCUUUCUCAUGAGCUCUCGGCUCCAGACCCUAAGAGGCUAGACUCAGCUGUCUGGGCCACUUGUCCCCCCGCUUUCUUCAGCUGCCACCUUCUGGAUGAGCACCCCACCCCUCUGCCUCUGCUGGAGCCUGGCCCCUUGUGGGAGCCGUGGCCACCACUGCCAACUGGGCAGGCAAAGAGCUCCGGCCAUUGGGUCUUGGGCAACAAUGCAGCCAAGUCUGGUUCUGUGGCACCAUCAUCUGGAACCCCCUGCCCUCACCCUGGGGACAGACUCAAGAGCACAGCUCAGUCCAGCCUGCCCCAUAAACUUCGGAUCAAGUCCCGGGUGCUGGCAGGCUGGGACAACAGUCCUUCCAAUUCCUUCUGA
Molecule: messenger RNA, 855 nt
Organism: Gracilinanus agilis (Agile Gracile Mouse Opossum)
Lineage: Eukaryota; Metazoa; Chordata; Mammalia; Didelphimorphia; Didelphidae
Gene: NFILZ
Product: NFIL3 like basic leucine zipper
Exons: 1
Coding region: 1-855 (284 amino acids)
Biological process (GO): regulation of DNA-templated transcription; circadian rhythm
Cellular component (GO): nucleus
Molecular function (GO): DNA binding; DNA-binding transcription factor activity
Source: RefSeq, a predicted model, not a curated record